Messenger RNA from Hevea brasiliensis (rubber tree), 717 nucleotides. Its product is annotated as extensin-like. The record is from RefSeq and is a predicted model, not a curated record. Bases 1 to 717 code for a protein of 238 amino acids. The transcript is spliced from 2 exons. NCBI's taxonomy places the organism in Eukaryota, Viridiplantae, Streptophyta, Magnoliopsida, Malpighiales, Euphorbiaceae.
AUGGCUACUCCAUCUUCUUUACCCACAAACCCUAACCCCAGUCCCAGUCCACCACUACCUCAAUCGCCACCACCGCAAACACCACCACUACCCCAAAGCCAAACACCAACCCUCAUUCCGCCGACCCCCCUCUCGCCACAAAAUGAGCCACAAAAUGAAACACCCAUUUUCGAAACUCAGUUCCAAGAACCAAUGUUUGAACCUGCGCCAGCUCAAACCAAAUCUAAAGGUAAAACUAAAAAGGCUGCUGGUAGACCCAAGAAAGCCACUGUCGAAAAAAGAAAAGGAACGCCCUCUGUUCCUUUGGACUUAAACUCUCCACCUCAACUUUCCUCUGAACCAGUCAGCAAAAAAACUAGGUCCUCCUCGCAAAUUCCAUCACCAGCGGUUCAAACCCCUGUACCUCAGUCACCCUUAAACUCUCCCCAGCCUGCCACUGCUCCAGCAGCACCUAUGUCAUCUGCCAAUGAUAUAGAGGAGGUACUUUCUCCAUUACCUUGGGCUUUUAAAUACAUGGAUAUGAAAAAUGCUUAUGAGAGUUUAGCUUCUAAACCUAUUUUGGCGAACAAAUACAUGGAUGAGCAGAUUUUAAAAGAGAUUCGGGCUAUAAAAGUAUUGAGUGGUAACAAACCAUCUAUGACCCUGUUAAGUUCUGGAAAGAUAUUGCACCUUAUGGGGGUUAUUACAGACAGAGGACAACAAAAGCCUCUAGGAUAG